AUGACGACGUGCCGUCUGUUGUGCGCCCUGCUGGUGCUCGCCCUGUGCUGCUGCCCGUCCGUGUGCGUUGCAGAGGGUGAUGAUAAAUCUGGCAACGUUGGACAGGGUCCAAAGCUCCAGAAUUCAAGGGGUUCAAGCAAUCCCGAGAAGCCAGGAGCAAAAUUCACGGAAGGUUUUGGACAGAGUUCAGAUAAGGAGCCCAUUCCUUCCGAGACACCAUUGAAGACCGCUUCUGCUCCAGCAGCUCCAUCUCCGACAGGUACAGGAGAAGGACCAAGUGUAGUACCCACUUUGCAAGAUGGAAGAGAUGCGUCUGGUCAGCAAGGGGCAUCAGAAGGGAAUAACCUUUCGCCAGGAUCAAAAGGUGAUUCCGAUAUGUCAGUUGUAAAUAAUCCGGAGCAUAAUAAAGAAGUGGCGCUAACUGGUAACGAAGUUAAGGAACAGGCACCAACCACGACAACCACAACGACCACAACUACAACAAUGGCACCAACGACAACAACCACUGCGCCGGAGGCACCAAAUGAUACGGCCAGGAAUAUAGAGGCGCCAACCACGACGACCACCCGUGCACCGUCACGUCUUCGCGAAAUCGACGGCAGCCUCAGCAGCUUUGCGUGGGUGUGUGCCCCGCUGCUGCUCGCCGCAUCCGCGCUGGCGUGCACCGCUGUGGGCUGA
Messenger RNA from Trypanosoma cruzi, 678 nucleotides. RefSeq names its product mucin TcMUCII, putative. The transcript has a single exon. NCBI's taxonomy places the organism in Eukaryota, Euglenozoa, Kinetoplastea, Trypanosomatida, Trypanosomatidae. The record is from RefSeq and is a predicted model, not a curated record. The coding region runs from base 1 to 678 and encodes 225 amino acids.